This is a messenger RNA of Dicentrarchus labrax (European seabass), 2952 nucleotides long. RefSeq names its product t-complex 11, testis-specific-like 2 (gene tcp11l2). The coding region runs from base 238 to 1827 and encodes 529 amino acids. The transcript is spliced from 11 exons. Gene Ontology annotation, biological process: signal transduction. Lineage: Eukaryota; Metazoa; Chordata; Actinopteri; Moronidae. The record is from RefSeq and is a predicted model, not a curated record.
CCUCGGAGCCAGCUGGGUAACGAAAGACCUUUAAACAGAGAGACAAACAUUGCUGCACGACGACGGAUCCUUUCCUUUGAGGGCUAAAAAAAAAAAAAAUUGUUUGGUGUCAGUCUCCUUUUCCGGAGACUUGAAUGAGAGCAGCGAUGGGAGUGUGCGUUCAUUUUUGGCAGCAGAUAACUGAGACCAGGGACAGGAACACCCAAGGGUCACCCUGACUGUACGCUGUAACCCAAGAUGCCUCUAAAUGAUGAACGACCUGCCUCCACAUCCAGCGGUGAGGACCAAGGCAGUGAUGGCGAGUCUUCAUCGAAGCGCUGCGACAGCAUGAUGUCGACCAGCGACCUGGACUGUUCCCGUGAAAGCUUCACCAGCGACUGCUCCAGCAAGCAUUGCACGCCCUCCUCAAGCCCACCCAAAGUCUUAACCCUGGAUGAAGUCAUGGAGUCUGCCAGAGACCUGUUUCACCUCAGCUUAGCCCAUGAGAUCACUGUGAACGGCAACUUCCACAUGGAGCCUGCCAGCCUACCUCAGGACAGUAUAUGGAAGUUAGUUAGAGAUAAUGUCCACAAGGCCUUCUGGGACAUCCUGGAGUCCGAGUUGAACGACGACCCACCUGAGUAUGGGCAAGCCAUCAGAUUAUUGGAGGAGAUCAGAGAGAUCUUACUGUCAUUCCUUAAUCCGGGUGCCAAUCGGAUGCGGACCCAGAUCAUGGAGGUGCUGGACAUGGACCUGAUUCGUCAGCAGGCUGACAAUGAUGCUGUAGACAUCCAGGGGCUUGCCUCUUAUAUUAUCACCACCAUGGGCAAGUUGUGUGCACCAGUUAGGAAUGAGGAAAUCAAGAAGCUCCGCGAAAGCACGGAUAACAUCGUGACACUGUUCAGGGAGAUCUUCCGUGUGCUGGACCUGAUGAAGGCGGACUUGGUCAACUUUACAAUUGAAAAUCUGAGGCCUGUGCUGCAGAACCAGAGUGUUGAAUAUGAGAGGGCAAAGUUUCAGAGCAUCCUGGACAAAACACCUAGUGCUUUGGACCACACCACCUCGUGGAUCAAGUCGGCACUGGAGGAGCUGCUGUCGGCUACCGUCUCCACAGAGCAGACUAAAGGUCAGGGGAAACAACAGCGAGCAAUGCCUGGGCCCUUUCAGAUCCUUAACACUGCCUUCGUCGGCAUCCUUACAUGGGAUUACGAAAGGAGUCCACUGCCUGAGACCUUGGUGACUGAUGAGGGCCGUCUGCGAGAGAUUCAGUGGCAGCUCCAGAGGUGUCAGGCAGUGAACGAGGUGCUGCUCAUUGUCUGCAGCACCAUCGGAGGGCCUAUCCAGGGUCUGCCCUCGCUGUCUGACCGUCUGAAGAGGAUGACCAGUGUGCUGCUGGAUGGGAUGCACAGCCCGAACUUUAACCUAGAAAAGGCACUAGAGGGCGUCAGUUCUCAGAUCUGCUGUGAACUCAACAAGUCUUUAACAGAGAGGAGCUACCCUGCACUGACCCCAGAACUGCAGGCCACCCUUAGAGGCCAGAUCUGCAGCAUCACUCAGAAAGACAAUCCCAUCCGUACUCUCGUUGAGGACCGUGUGCAGCAAUACUUCAUGGCGCUCAUCUGUGAUCCCAAACCCAAGGUCAAACUUGAACAGGUGCCAGCCGGCCUGACCGCCAUCAAACCUGAAUUAGCACUGAUGGGAUCUAAGUUUAUCUCCCUGGUCAACUACAACAGGACAGUCUAUGGACCUUUCUACGCGAGUAUAAUCAGGAAGCUGAUGUUCAGCGACAGCCCGCCAGCAGCAAGCCCUCCUCAGGACACCACUCAUGAAUCCGUCACCUCCAAUUAAAACCAAACUUCGGCUCAUUUAGUCUAAGGAGUCCUUUUUGCCAUGAGACAUAGCUAAAGCUAAGGAGGUACUACAGUAGCUGGGCAGUGCAACUGCUUUGCUAAGUCAGUGUGCUCCAAUAGUUGGAGUUAUCUUCACCAUAUUAUAAAUGUAAUUUUUAUCACUACAUUUAGCAGUGAAGGCACCUUGUGGUCGACAUUUAAUGUGACCUGAGUCCUUUGUGGUAAAUGCUCCAAAAUAUGCUGUCUUGUGAACAUUUACAGCUUCAACACCGUAAAAACCAGUGUUACAACAAGCCGUUUCUAAACCUAAUAGUGAUCCUUGUAUUGUACAUUUGUCUGCAGUCAAACUCCUGUUAUCGUGGAGGGAAUCCGCAGGGGGAAAAGGGCAAAACCUUAGUAUGUCUAAAAAGGAUACAGUAAGUUUUAUGAAGCAAAGAGGAAGAAGCGUAUAUAUUUAGAAAAGUAGCAGAGUAGCAUAUUAGAUUCUUUACAUAUAACAAGUUAUUUAUCAUUGUUAAAUUCUAAGGUAACUAUAUAGUAUAACUACAGUUAACUAUGACCACCUUUGAAUAGACAAUAAAGAUAGCCCUUUUCCCAUGGAAUAACUCCUUUUGAUUGUUUCAUCAGCCAGAGAACUAAACUUUCCGUUGUCUGUUUAAUCCACUGAUAUUACUAUACAGCAAAGAAAUAGUAGAAAUAAAACAAAAAAACUUUUUAUCUUAUUUUGCAAAGAAAGAAUUAAAAGUUGUCUGCAUGAGUAGCUUUGUGUUGGGGUUAGGUCAUUUGAGUUUUUACUAGUUAGUAUUUGUCACAUGUUGUAUGUUCUGUAAUUUUACUUAUUUACUGCCAGUGGAAUACUUGUUAUAUUGAUUUAGUUGCAAUGUUUGUUACAUUUUGAGGUACUGUAGUUGCUACAGUAUUGCUGUGUUGGCUGUUAGAACCUGUGUGGAAAUGAAAGGUGCUGCACUCAAAAGUGAUUUUGUGUCCAAAAAUUUCCAGUGGACCCAAUGAUGCACAAAGAAAAGCAGUUGUGUACUUGACAUGGAAGUUUACAUGAAAAUGUGGGAAGUUAUUGUACUUUUCUUGUGUACCACAAUUAAUAUAAUAAAACUUCAAAGAGAAA